UUGCCGCCUCUGUGUGUUGUUUUACGUGCAUUUAAAUAAGAUAAACUCUUAUUCUGCUCGACAUUUUGGUAAAAAUUCGAUGAAAAAAGGAGAAGAAAAUAUUUUGAGCCUCAUCUAUUUUCAAAACGUUGCACCCAAUAUGAUUAACGACAAUCACGACCAUCAAAACCUUUCAAGCUUAAAAUACGUUGACAGUCACGAUUGUCGGAAGAAAAAUUAUUGCACAUUUAUCUCGACCUCAGCAAACGCUCCCUUUGUGUUGAAUGUAAUUGGUUCCUCUCUACAUCAAUAACCUGCCGUGGGAUGUUAUUAAAAUCAGAACGAAUAGAAUGGAUGAAUGGAAAAAAAAAGUUUAGAAUUUUAGGUUACAUUAAGAUACACUAUUGUGCAAAAGACACGUAAAGAAAUUUGAGCCUGUAUAAACCGCCCGUAUAAACGUGUAUCCACGUUGUUCCUAACACUGUGCGCCUAUCAUAUACAAGGCUUGAUGACACAUGUUCAGUGAAUAAAUUUUAAUGUAAUUGUUUUGGGGAAUGAUGCAAUCAACUGAAAAUUUCUCAUAAAGAAAGUCAUCUGUAGACUGCUAUCAGUAUUAGUGUUGUGCAUCAAUAAACCUCCCAUGCCAUUACUUAUUUGACGUUAGCCACCCUGAUCAUGAACUGGAAUCAUCUCUUUAGCGGUCAUUGGAUAUCGGACUCCUCAGCGUUACUUAUUCUUGAGAGUGCGAUUGAGUGUUAUCAAAUUCACCUAUCUAUAGUAGUAUUCCUUAUUCUUAUUAUUUUGUUUUAGAUCACAAAAUGACUUUAUCUGAGACCGAAGUUCAACAAAUUUUGAGUGUAACAACGAAAAGUGCUCCCAGUCAUGCAAAUCAGCAAUGGAAGGUACUUAUUUAUAGUAAUUGAACGGUUGUUUGCAAUGGUCUGAUUUUCGAAUGUAACAAUAGAUGCUAGAGUGACUAUGAUGGUUUUUGUUGUUCGAGGCUAUCCGAUAGUUUUUGUAAACCUUCAUUUGCGUGAAAAUAUCAUUGACGCUGUUUUGGAUUAAACAUCACGGACAACAACUGGAAAGAGAACGUGUUACGAAAAAAUGAAAAUGUAUGUGAUAAUCAUUACAGUAUUAUUUUCUAGUUACCUGAAGACAAAGAAAAAUCAUUGAUUGGUACAAUUGCUAUUGCAAAUAAUAUUUUAAAUGGAACACUAGUUGAAAAAAUGUCAAUUGAAGAAAGUGAAUUAUUAAAAUCUUGGCUUGUUUAUUUCUCAAAUUAUAAACUUGAUAAGGAUGAUCAGCAGAAAAUUGUACUGAAGCAUCUUAAUUCAUUUCUAACAUCUCAUUCAUACUUUUGCUCGACUAAUAAACAAGAAUUAUCAAUCGUCGAUCAAUUUAUCUAUUAUUCUAUUCGAAAUAUCAUUACACAAUUACCAUUUCAAGAUAAAGCGCAAUUUUUGAAUCUUUGUCGAUGGUUUAAUCAACUUUGUGAUGGACGACGUGUUGCAAAUGAAAAUCACAUAAGAAGUUCAAAUUUAACACAUUUAAAAGCAAUUAUUGAACAAGUCGAAAUAAUUGGACUCGAUCGAAUCGAUGGUAUUUUAGUGCCCUUUAAAAAUCGUACAAAUCAACUACUUAUUUGUGAUAUUCUUUAUAAUGAAUCGCGAUCAUGGAUGAAAGUCAUUGCACGCAAUGCUCAAGCAUUACAUCUCAUAUGGCGAGGGAAUGGUCUAUAUGGUAUACGAAGCGUUAUUAAUCCUAUGAAUCAAUAUCUCGAAACAGCAAAAGAUAAUCCGAUUAACUAUCAAACACCGGAAAUCGUCUUUUAUUUUGUUCAAGGGGUGACAUUACCAUUAGCAGAAUUUUUAACAAAUAAUGGUAUUACAGUUAAAGGAGAAAUCGUAACUACAAGUGAUGAGAUAGAGAGGAGACUCCAACUUUUCCAUGACGAUAGUGGUAAUAGUGACGAAGGUGAAGAAGAAGAAGAAGAAGAAGAGGUUAACAUCGAAUCGGAUAAAAAUAAAGUCGAUUUUCCUAUUGAUUUAAAUUCAACAAUGUCUAAACUCAAAUUGAAUGAAGCUAGCACAACGAAACUUAAUUUGGAUGUUAGUACGUUGAUAUGUCUAGCCUCUGAAUUGACACAUGGUGGUCAUGUGUAUAAAUUUGAAAAUCGUUGGUUAGAAUUACCAGCUGAAUCAGAACGAUGUCGACGUUUAUUACCAUUAUUAGAAAAUUAUAUGAAAGGAAAAGAGUUGUACAUAUGUAAAACAGCCUACGAUGAAUUUAAUGGUAUUAUACGAAUAAUAGGAGGACCAAAUGAGAAAAAACGUGUCACAGAAUUACUAGAAAAAAUAACUUUAAUACCCGAUUGUCCAUCAGAGCGCGCGAUGGCUUUACAAGAUAGUGUCAGAAUAAAAACUAGAACAAAAAUAAUUUUUGGAAGUGGUGAUACGAUAAAAGCGAUAACAAUGACAGCAAAUCGAGGAUUCGUCCGAGCUGCAGUCGAACAGGGUGUGUCGUUUGCCGUUUUUCUACACGAAUCACGAGCUUUAACGGAAAAACAUCAACCAACACAAGCAACAUUAAUCACCUAG
Messenger RNA from Didymodactylos carnosus, 2579 nucleotides. The record is from the annotation of a GenBank genome assembly. Lineage: Eukaryota; Metazoa; Rotifera; Eurotatoria; Philodinida; Philodinidae.